Messenger RNA from Colletotrichum fioriniae, 2235 nucleotides. RefSeq lists its product as uncharacterized. The record is from RefSeq and is a predicted model, not a curated record. Lineage: Eukaryota; Fungi; Ascomycota; Sordariomycetes; Glomerellales; Glomerellaceae.
AUGCAGCAGCAGCAGCCAGAACAAAGCGAAAUCCCCAGCCGUGCAUCUCGUUUGCCUGUCAACCCGCGACGGCACAAGGUAGCGCCAGAGCAACGGAAGCGUGUUGCAACAGCGUGCAACAGCUGCAAUGUCCGCCGCAUCAAAUGCUCCGGUGAAAGGCCGUGCCGCCAAUGUCGCAGCUCAUCACGAGAAUGCCAGUAUCCCACCGUGAUCGAGAAAGUCUCCGUCGCUAGGAACGAUCUAGAUGAUCUGAGGAGGAAGCUUGAGAUCGCAGAACGGGCUCUGCAGAUUGCCGUACCUGACGACGUUGCGAGACAGCAACUGUUGCAACAGGAUGCCGACGUGAAGGGGUCUCGUGCCGGAUCGGCUCCGUCCAUCACACCCCCAGAGCCGCAUGAUUCUUACGCUGAAGCGAGUAACGAGAUUGUUGCCGAGACCGCCGAUGGACGUCCACUGCACGAUCAGGAUGGAAGAACCCGUUUUCUUGGCGAGACCUCUGGCGCAACAUUCCUUGACUAUCUCAAGGAGUUCAUGUCCACCGUCUUGCCACUUGCAUUCAACCCGCAGUGGCUACCGCCUACGCCAAAUAACGGUUUAACAUUUCUUUCUUCUCUCGGCAGUUAUCAGACUUACGACUCUCGUCCCAUAGAGGUCGAGUCGAACGCGGACCCUCUCGCACUGCCUUCCCGGGACGAAAUGACUGCUAUGCUCGGCAAUCUCCGUUAUUUCAUCCAAGACGGCAACGGCAGCUUCCCGUGCGGCGGUAUCUACUGGUGGGGCGAUCUCAGCAAACCGCCCACCGUCCAAGCUCCCACCGUGUCCGGCGACCCGAAGUCCGAUGUGUUUCCGUCCGGGACCCCUCAACAGGUUGUCUCCGACAAUUAUCGUCACCUUGCAUUCUACCAUACCGCUUUUGCCGUCGCCUGUCAGGCGAAUACCACGGCGAGUUCGAUACCGGUCCCAAAAGAUUUGAGCCAGAGUUACUUCGCCCGCGCCCGCCUGCUCCUCGGCAACCCUCUCGAUAUUACCCGGUAUACCAUCAGUGACGUUGCUGUUCUAGCACUGAUGGGCUUCUACCUCAUCGAGAUGAAUCGCCGCGAUGCAGCAUACGUCUACGUGAGCAAUGCCAUGCACAUAUCCAUCAUGCACGGCGCUCACCGUGGCUGGGUCGACGAGCGAGGGAAACGCGUUUUCUGGACUCUUUAUAUUCUCGAUCGCUGGCUGAGCUGUCUCAUGGGCCGUCCUCCUAUUAUCAUGGACGAUGCGAUCCGGCUACCACUGCCUUGCGAUGAUAUUGAAAAGCCAGGGUCUUUACCCCCUGCAGCCGGCCUUCGAGCCCACGUCGAGCUGGCCCGCAUUUCGGGCCACAUUGUCUGCAACACGUAUAGAGUCGCCCCCUGGGAUCGUGGUCCCGGAGGUGCGGCGCGGCAUAUCGACCGAGCGCUGCAGUUGCUCGGGAGCUGGCAGUCAUCACUACCACCUACCCUGCAAAUGUCUACAUCCCAUCCAAGUAACGAUCCCUCAUGCUGUCUCCUGCAUAUGGCAUACAACCAGCUUCUCAUCCUUGUCGUCCGCCCCAUAUUCUUCGCUGCCGUUAAAAAGACCUUUGCCGAGCGCUACAUCACCUCAGACCGCCGUUGGGAAUUCUCGCACCACGCAGACCGCAUAAGCUCCUGCUCCAAGGCGGCGCAUGGGAACUUGUACCUCGCUCGCUGGCUGAUGGGUCUCAACGGUGGUACUCGCAAGUUCUUGCAAGCGGGGUUGCACUACAUAUUCAACGCCGCUAUUAUUCUCAUGCUGGAAGAGCUUCUCGUCUUCUCGCCGGCCGCGGAGCCCGACGAUAUUAACGUCAACUUUGCCAUCGGUAUCUUUGAAGAAGAGGCCAAGACGGAAAGCAACUACGCUCGCGACUGCGCCGCCGUCCUGAAAGACCUCCAAUCCAUAGUUAAGAAUUUGCGACUAGACAGUCAAGCUGUCUAUACUGCCCGCGCUGGUGGUAUCAGCGGAGGUCCUUCUACCCCGGGCUUAACGUCAGACGACGUAACGAACGUCAGCAGCAGCAUCAACACGCCGUCUACGUCAUAUUCUCAACAAUCUCAGCAUCAAACCUUCCCGCCCGGGCCAAAUCAGGUGUUGUAUCCCAUGACGACGGAGAAUGGCGCGAUAUAUGAAGAACUCAUGGCUUGGGUUGAACACAAUGACGCACAAUUGUACAGUAAUAACUAUUCCAUAUAA